AUGCCGACAGCUCCCUGUACAGUCCGCCACGCACGGCGUGAGGACGUCCCCACCAUCCUGUCUCUGAUCAAAGAGCUCGCCGAGUACGAGAAGGAGCUCUCAAGCGUCGAAGCAACCGAGGCGUCCCUCGCCCAAACGAUAGCCUUCGUCCCGGACGGCUCCGACUUCUCCACCCCCGGCGGCGCGGACGCGACGACCCCGACACGGCCCGCGCGCUGCCUGCUCCUCUUCAACGAAACGGGCGCCCCGGCCGGCAUGGCGCUGUAUUUUUACAACUACAGCACCUGGCGGGCCCGGCACGGCAUCUAUCUCGAGGACCUGUUCGUGCGGCCCUCCGAGCGCAAGAAGGGCUACGGCAAGCGUUUGCUGUCCGAGUUGGCCAAGGAGACGGUAACGUCGGGCGGGGGCAGGCUCGAGUGGGUUGUGUUGAAGUGGAACGAGCCCAGCAUCCGGUUUUACGGGAGUAUCGGUGCCAAGUCGAUGGACGAUUGGGUCGGGAUGCGGGUUGAUGGCGACGCAUUGCCGCGGUUGGCGGGGUUGGAGUAG
Sodiomyces alkalinus F11 is the source of this 546-nucleotide messenger RNA. Its product is annotated as N-acetyltransferase ats1. The record is from RefSeq and is a predicted model, not a curated record. Gene Ontology annotation, molecular function: N-acetyltransferase activity. Gene Ontology annotation, biological process: protein acetylation. The transcript is spliced from 2 exons. Lineage: Eukaryota; Fungi; Ascomycota; Sordariomycetes; Glomerellales; Plectosphaerellaceae. Bases 1 to 546 code for a protein of 181 amino acids.